UUCGUGUGGCAGAGAGACGUGUCGUGCGUGUACCAAGAACACAGACUGCCAUUGUUACACGCUGACUGUCAGGUGGUUUGAACGUGUCCAUUCAUAAUUUCGAGUUUCGAAAAAUAAGUCCUUACAUUCGCGUAAAUAUUUGACGGUUUUCACCUUCGGCUUUUAUCUCGUCAUGUUGCCGUCGCGUACGUCAAAUGUUUCAGUCGCGCCGACGUCCGUCGCAGCGGCCCCCGCGAAGGUCCUGCAGGAUAAACCGUCGUCGGAGGGUUCUGGUGCUAAAGAACAGGAAAAUGGCAAAAUUACAUUGGACAAAAGGGAGAUAAAUGAAGCGGUGACUAAAGUUCUGGAAGGGUAUGACUGGUCAUUGGUUCCCAUAGCAUCCAAGGCAGCAUCAGACAAAAAAAAAUUACACGUAAAAAGACCUAUGAACGCAUUUAUGGUGUGGGCACAAGCUGCUAGGAGAAAAUUAGCAGAUCAAUAUCCCCAACUUCAUAAUGCAGAGCUGUCGAAAACUUUAGGAAAAUUGUGGAGGCUCCUCAGUGACGCUGAUAAAAAACCGUUCAUAGAAGAAGCCGAGCGUUUGAGGGUCAUACAUAAGAGAGAACAUCCAGAUUACAAAUACCAACCAAGACGUAGAAAGCAAACCAAGGGGCAUGAGGGUCUCACACAACCUCAUGGACAAAAUGUCACAUUCUCUAGGAAUAUGAAGCAGGAAGAUCCCCCGGGAAGCCCUAGGAGCCACACGUCGACUUCUCCUUCCAGUUGUUCAUCGCAGCCUCAAAGCCCGAACCAAGUCUUCAGAUGUUUAGAACAACACAGCCUAGAUUUCAAUAUCGGCCGAUUGCCUGAGAUAGAAAACAGUUACAUAGCAGAAGAUGGUGUAGAUAGCAGCGAUUUCGAUCAGUAUUUACCUUCAGAGAGUAACAGUCAAUACUCUGGUUACUCCAGUUAUAACAAAGACGAAGAUGAAACGAAUAACAACCAGAAAUGCAAAAGAUUAUGUCUAGACAAUUUCUCAUCGCAGCAUUCGAAUGAGACUUUCGACGACAGUGUUCACACAUCUUACGCAAGAUACCAUGAGCUGCAACCCAGUGGAGUGAAAUCAGAAAGGUUUAUCCCAACAGCUUCCUCAGUCUACAAUUAUCAGAGUGGUAUGCCUUUGACACCCUCAACAACAUACUACAGUAACAAUCAGUAUUUACAAUCUUACCAGUACCUCCCACAACGGUCGGUUUUUGGAAACAGUUCGUUGAGUGGUUUUGGUGUUGAUGGUUCUUCAGACACUUGGAACCACUACUCCAUGUGAAUACAGUGAUACAAGUGCCAAGAAAAACGUUUGCUCUCUUUUAUAAACCGUUACGUACGAGGUUCUUCCGGUGAAAAUUUGAGGCAGCUGUUGGUGGAGUGUGUUACAAAACUUCAGGAUAUUUACAAAGAAAAUCUCUCCAAUUUUAAUUGUUAAAUCUCCAUGUUGAAUCUCGAGAACGAAACCAAUUCUUAUGAUGAGUUAGUUAAUUCGAAUAGAAUGAAAAAACAAAUUUAUAUAUAUUUUAAUAUUCGUGAAACUUUCUUCAAUGUAUCUCAGAAGUUUCCGCAUAUAUUUAUACAUAUUUUUUCCUUCUGGAAGAGUAUCUGUUGAAUACAGACACUUUGUGUUUGUGAUAUUUCUGUUUAUUAGGAAGAUUGUAGAUUUUUUAGAUCAGGUUAGUUCGUAUGAGUUGUUUAACGUGUGAUUGAAUGUUCUAUUCGAAAAUGUACAAAUAGUUUAUGUUAUUGCUGUAAAUUUUGCGUUUGAUUUAGUAAGAUAGUUCUGAUACUGCAUUAGGAUAGGUAUGUUGCAAUUAUGAACAAUUUUAUACUAACAAUAAAUAUUUUUGUAUGGAA
Messenger RNA from Coccinella septempunctata (seven-spotted ladybird), 1884 nucleotides. RefSeq names its product transcription factor Sox-9-A-like. The record is from RefSeq and is a predicted model, not a curated record. Bases 173 to 1306 code for a protein of 377 amino acids. The transcript is spliced from 3 exons. Lineage: Eukaryota; Metazoa; Arthropoda; Insecta; Coleoptera; Coccinellidae. Gene Ontology annotation, cellular component: nucleus. Gene Ontology annotation, biological process: regulation of transcription by RNA polymerase II. Gene Ontology annotation, molecular function: RNA polymerase II cis-regulatory region sequence-specific DNA binding; DNA-binding transcription factor activity, RNA polymerase II-specific.